Periophthalmus magnuspinnatus is the source of this 392-nucleotide messenger RNA. Its product is annotated as alpha-neurotoxin homolog 8-like. The coding region runs from base 30 to 392 and encodes 120 amino acids. The transcript is spliced from 3 exons. NCBI's taxonomy places the organism in Eukaryota, Metazoa, Chordata, Actinopteri, Gobiiformes, Gobiidae. The record is from RefSeq and is a predicted model, not a curated record.
ACAGAACCAGAGGAGCAGACAGGAGCAGCAUGAUGACGACCUCUGUGAAGGUUUUGGCUGUGGUUCUUUUUCUCUACAUAAACUCAGCUGUUGGUCUUCAGUGCUGGUUUUGUGGAGAUGGUUCUUGUUCUUCUCAGACGUCAGUGAAAUGCUCUUCAGGACAGACCCUUUGUGUGUCCAGAUAUUAUCGAGAGUCCGACAACUAUGGGAACUACAGUUAUAACCAGACCUAUAAAGGCUGUGCCUUUAGCUCGGACUGUACAGCUGAAGAAUCUGAGUUUGUUUCAUAUAUUUAUGGCUCCAAGUCUUAUGUUUCAAACACCACGUGCUGCGACACAGACAACUGCAACUACAUGACUGCAUCCAGUGAGUGCCUCUCUUUUCUCAGAUGA